ACGCCUUGCCCCAAAACAAUCUGCCUCCUGGAGCUCCGAUUCCAUAUCGCCGUCAGCGCUUAUCUGUCGUUACUCUAGUGGCUCCUUACGAAUUCCAGUGCGCCCCUCUGGUCGCCUUAUUGGUACCUUGCGUAGCUUCAACGAACGACGCCACCAGCUUGCCCCCAGCCUUCUGCGCUCCCUCUGUCGACUUUCACCGAUCACCCUUCUUCUCUCAUGGCGAAUCGCCACACAAUUAUUUUAAUGCAGAACUCUCAGAGCAGGGCAACUAGAACAUUUAUGGAUUAUGAGUCGAUAAGUCAGGCAAUGGAUGGUAUCUGCGCUUUAUAUGAAAGGAAGCUUAAGGAGAUAAAUCCGGCCGUCAGAAAUCUCUCAUAUGAUAUUGCUGAUCUCUACAACUUCAUAGAUGGUCUUGCAGACAUGAGUGCUCUAGUCUAUGAUCAUUCAAUCCAAGCAUACCUGCCUUAUGACCGACAAUGGAUUAAACAAAAGACCUUUCAACAUUUGAAGAAAUUGGCUCAUUGAUUGAUGUAUGAAGUACCUGAGACCUCAAAUUGCUGGCAAUCUUAAAUGUAAAGAGAAUUAUAGAGUGUCAAUGUGGGGUAUAGAUGUGAUGGGUAUGCUGCGUAGUAGGAAAGUGUUGCUUUCAGCCCAUAUUUUUAUCUGAUACGUUUUGUAGGCGUUGAUGAAGCGUAAGACGAGAUAACAGCUAUCGGCUUGGUUUUCUAUAUCCUCACCCCCAACACUAUUUAGAAAACUUGGCCUUGUUUGGAUUCUGGAGUGUGUGCUAUUUAAAUGGUGCAUUUGCUAAAUCUGAGUUCAGUCACCGACUGACGCAAUUAUGUUGCGCA
This is a messenger RNA of Neltuma alba, 851 nucleotides long. RefSeq names its product enhancer of rudimentary homolog. The transcript has 4 exons. The record is from RefSeq and is a predicted model, not a curated record. Bases 217 to 525 code for a protein of 102 amino acids. NCBI's taxonomy places the organism in Eukaryota, Viridiplantae, Streptophyta, Magnoliopsida, Fabales, Fabaceae.